UCCGGUCAACACAGUAUAAUAACAGAGUCGCUUAUGUUGAGGUUUCAAAGGGUUUUAUUUGUUUUUAGGUAGCAUUACAACACAAAAAAACUGGUUCAUUGCGAAUGGCUUGUAAAACGAGCAUCUCCCCGGCUGCGAAGUACCCGUAAGGUCGGAGGUGUGUUUUUGUUUCUCCGCCCACUCCGGAAAACUCAACGGAGUCGUCGUUAUUUUUAUUUUUUAAGGUGACGUGGAGUCGAACCCCCUCUUCUACACUGGCUCAUGUGUCAAUAAAAGUACUUGGUGUACCCGGAUAUCAUCGCCAUGAAUGCAUAAAACGUUGGGACAUUGCACCGACGAUUUCCAAGAUGUUUCGCUGUAAAUCUUUACAUUGAGCUUCAGCAUCGGCGCAUACCGGAGCAGAGAGGAGUGUGUCGGGGCCUGGAGACAGAGGCACCAGGCAGACAGACAGGUUUAGUCGGAUCUGCAGCAUUGGAACUGGAGUGAUACUGGGGUUAUGCAGUGUGGAAUAGGACACCUGCCAGGGGGCUGCCAGAGGACGAUGGGCCUGCACUGCGUCUUGAUCCUGUGCUUGUUCUCAGGCUGGGCAGUGGGCUACAAACAGGGGGACAACGUGACUCUCUAUGUCAACAAAGUGGGUCCUUAUCAUAACCCCCAGGAGACAUAUCACUACUACACUCUGCCUGUUUGCAGACCGGAGAAGGUGCAUCACAAGUCCCUGAGUCUGGGAGAAGUGUUGGAUGGUGACAGGAUGGCAGAGUCCUUAUAUUACAUUCGAUUCAGGGAGAACGUGGAGAAAAAAACUCUUUGCACGCUCACACUUUCAGAAAAACAGGUGGACGAACUUCGUGAGGCCAUCGAGGAACUUUUUUACUUUGAGUUUGUCCUGGAUGACAUUCCUAUCUUGGGCUUUGUGGGAUACAUAGAGGAGAGCGGCUUCCUGCCCCACAGGCACAAGGUGGGUUUGUGGACUCAUCUGGACUUCAACAUCGAGUACAAUGGCGACACAGUGAUAUUUGCCAAUGUUUCAGUCAAAGACGUGAAACCUGUUCCCCUGGAGGAGGGUGCAGGUGCAGUGGGAGGAGUCGGGGUGGGAGGAGGCAGCCUGGUUGUGACCCACACCUACAGCGUGCGGUGGUUCGAGUCCCCUCUGCCUCACUCGAGGAGAGCCGAGCGCCUCAGAGACUACUCGUUCUUCCCCAAAACACUGGAGAUCCACUGGCUCUCCAUCAUUAACUCACUGGUGCUGGUGGUGCUGCUGUUGGGCUUCGUCAUCAUCAUCCUCAUGCGGGUCCUGAAGAAUGACUUUGCCAGGUACAAUGUGGAGGAGGAGGGCGGCUGUGAUGAUCUGGACCAGGGAGACAACGGCUGGAAGAUCAUUCACACUGACGUCUUCAGGUUUCCCCCUUACAAAAGCCUGCUGUGUGCCGUGCUGGGGGUGGGGGCUCAGUUCCUUACUCUUGCUACAGGAAUCAUCUUCAUGGCUUUGCUGGGAAUGUUUAACGUGCAUCGCCAUGGUGCCAUCAACUCCGCUGCCAUCGUCCUGUAUGCUCUGACCAGCUGUGUGUCGGGCUACGUGUCCUGCAGCUUCUACACACAGCUCAAUGGACAGCGCUGGGUGUGGAACAUCAUACUCACCUCCUCCCUGUUCUCUGCUCCUCUGUUCCUGACAUGGAGUGUUGUGAACUCCAUCCACUGGUGGAGCGGCUCCACUCAGGCUCUGCCAGCCACCACCGUGCUGCUCAUUCUGGGGGCCUGGGUGCUGGUGGGCUUCCCGCUCACCGUCAUCGGCGGCAUUGUGGGAAAGAAUCGAGCCGGCAGCUUCCAGGCGCCCUGCCGCACUCGCAACAUCGCCCGGCAGAUCCCUUCGCAGCCGUGGUACAAACACACGGCUGUACACAUGGCCAUCGGCGGCUUCCUGCCUUUCAGUGCCAUUUCAGUGGAGCUGUACUACAUCUUCGCCACCGUGUGGGGCAGAGAGCACUACACCCUCUACGGCAUCCUGCUGUGCGUCUUCGCCAUCCUCCUCUCGGUGGGCGCCUGCAUCUCCGUCGCGCUCACCUACUUCCUGCUGUCCGGCGAAGACUACCGGUGGUGGUGGCGCAGUGUCCUGAGCACCGGCUCCACCGGCCUCUUCAUCUUCGUCUACUCUGUUUUCUACUACCGGAACCGGUCGUCGAUGAGCGGCCUGGUGCAGAGCACGGAGUUCUUCGGUUACUCUCUGCUCACGGCGCUGGUCUUCUCUCUGAUGCUGGGCAGCGUGUCCUUCUGGGCCUCCCUGGCGUUUAUUCGCUACAUCUACCGUAGCCUCAAGAUGGACUAAAAAAGUGAAUACACACAUGGCUAUAAACAAUCCUCAUUCUACUCUUGCUGUCAUUCAUACACACAUCUCCUGUGCGCGAGGAGAACAAGGGGCCUUGAUUUAAGUGAGAGCUGGUGAUUGAAAUGUAGCUGUUAUUUUAACCCGGUUGGAUUAUGUAUUUAAGUAUAAAAUGGGAUAUUUCUGUACAAAGGGAUUGGUUGUGUCCUAUCGGGAGCGAGUGUGUACAAAUGUAUGAGAUGGGGCGUGAAUGGAUUUAAUCAUUGUAUGAAGUAGUGGCAUCUGGUUUCUACUUAAUGCUCGAUCAAGGCUCGGCAGGCUCUAGUCUUUAAUUCCCACAUUGCACCAGUUAUCCACUGAAGCAGCUGACUCAUACUGUAGGUUUAUUAAAUAUACAGCAGGUGUUAUUACUUGCAAUUAUACUCCACCCGCUCAAUUUCAACAGCCAAUUUAAUUAGGGGGAAAAUAGUUUUGAAAGAAACCCGUCGAGCUCCACAUGGCCCUACAGAGGUUAAGAGGAAUGCGUUGUAGAAGAGCUGAUGCAAGAUGUUAGUGAUGGGAGCCACAUUGCAUCUUAUGGUCACCAUUGACUGGUUUUGGUUCUGAUGUAAAUAUAGUCUUUUCAAUAAAAUGCUUUUAAUACAA
This is a messenger RNA of Eleginops maclovinus (Patagonian blennie), 2965 nucleotides long. It is a transcript of the gene tm9sf1, whose product is annotated as transmembrane 9 superfamily member 1. The record is from RefSeq and is a predicted model, not a curated record. Gene Ontology annotation, biological process: protein localization to membrane. The transcript is spliced from 9 exons. The coding region runs from base 497 to 2323 and encodes 608 amino acids. Gene Ontology annotation, cellular component: membrane. Lineage: Eukaryota; Metazoa; Chordata; Actinopteri; Perciformes; Eleginopidae.